Messenger RNA from Oppiella nova, 1758 nucleotides. NCBI's taxonomy places the organism in Eukaryota, Metazoa, Arthropoda, Arachnida, Sarcoptiformes, Oppiidae. The record is from the annotation of a GenBank genome assembly.
AUGGCCUACCAUUCACUUCCCCUAUCAUUGAAUCUGUUCACAAAUGCAUUACUUAAGCAAAUGAGUAGCGAAUCUGAUUAUGACAUAAGUGUUACAAACAAACCAUUGAUGAUCGACUGGUCAGGCGCCCAAUUGGACAGAUACUUCACUGGAUCCGACUACUCGACGAUUGCAAUAUUCAUCACUUUUGUCUUAUAUUUUAUGCAAACCUAUGUCUCUGAGUUCAUCUCAUUCCUCACACCCGUCACACUAUUCUUCAAUUGUAUCACUUAUUUGAAUCAAAUUAUUCACAAUAAUUACUGUCAACUCAUCGAUGAGUCGAUUAAGACUUCGUGUCUAAAUCAUGGAUACAAUGAGAGGAAUAUCUGCUGUCUUCCUAAUUGCCAAACAAACUCCACAUCAUAUGAACAAUUUUAUGAUAAACCAGUUCACGGGAUAAUUGUUGACGAUUUUUAUCCAGACUGUUAUCAACAGAUAAAUCCAUUUAAACUUAUCAAUGUCUAUUUUGUUCGGUUCAUAGUUUAUGGCAUUUUAUAUAUGGCUAUAAUUAUCAUAAUUGAAACAAAACCAUAUAAAACAUUAUUUAAAUUCUUGCAAAGAAUUAUCACCAAAAAAGUUAAUAACAGAAACAGUGAUGAACUCCAAGAAGUCAAUGAAGUCAACGACAAUACAAAUGUGAGACAAGAAUAUGAAACGGUUUCGCAACUGAUUGCGAGUGAAAACUAUGACAGCGUUUCACUAAUUGUCGAUAAGUUGACUAAAAUGUUCAGCAAAUCGCUUACAAUUCCCAAUAAGUUGUCAUUUGUGGUGAACAAAGAGGAAUGUUUCGGUUUAUUGGGAACUAAUGGCAGCGGAAAGACAACGACAUUCCGAUUACUGACAGGAGAUCUCGAUAUGGACUCAGGAAAUGCAUACCUGGGCUCAGACGCCGACCUAUUGCAUAAUAAACGAGUGUUUUAUUCAAAGAUUGGUUAUUGUCCUCAAAAUGACGCCCUUUUGGAUCGACUGACAGGAAUGCAAACACUUGUCUUCUUCGGCCGACUCAGAGGUCUUGAGAGGAAUGCUUUGCAGACAUUCAUCGCAAACAUUACGGAAAAGUUUGAAUUAAAGUCUAUAAUCCAUAAGCGAUUGUCUACUUAUAGUGGGGGUAAUCGGCGAAAGUUAUCGCUGGCCGUAGCCCUCAUAGGCACCCCUCGGCUCCUACUCUUGGAUGAGCCAACCAAUGGUGUCGACCCGGACUCAAGACUUAAAAUAUGGAGUCUCUUAAGAGAUCUGAUGUCUAACUCCAAAGUCUCGAUACUAUUAACCUCUCAUAAUAUGAGUGAAUGCGAGGCCCUAUGCUCUCGAUUAGCCAUUGUCUCCAAUGGUGUCAUCAAAACCAUUGGUUAUGUCUCUCAACUUAAGUCCUCUUAUGCUAAAGGAUUUGAUAUUAUCUUAAAAGUGAGAAAUGAUGCAAACGAUGAGAUUAUUGAGGCAUUAAAGGCUAGAAUAAGUGAAAUAUUCGGUGAUAAAUGUCUCAUAAAAUACGAUAAUUUUGGAGUCAUUUACUAUAACCUCAUUCGACGGGACAUUAAGUUAUCGCAAAUUUUUCAUUCGUUACAAGAAUUGAAAAAUGAGUUCCCGUUAGAGGACUAUUUCGUGGCCAACGCUAGUCUUGAACAGGCAUUCCUCUCAAUGGUGGCAAUGGAUGAGACAUCCAGAAGAGUCGGUUACGAUAUACUUCAUAAUACUAGUGAUGCUAACGAUACAAACGAGUAA